ACGCGGGGCGGGCCGGCGGCGGCGGCGGCGGCCGAGGUGAGAGACGGCAGCGGAGGCGGCGCGGGCACCCGGCCCCCCAGCGGGAGGAUGAAGCGGCGGAACGCCGACUGCAGUAAGCUCCGCCGCCCCCUAAAGCGGAAUCGGAUCACCGAGGGCAUCUACGGCAGUACAUUUUUAUACCUGAAAUUCCUGGUAGUGUGGGCGCUUGUCCUCCUGGCAGAUUUUGUCCUGGAGUUCAGAUUUGAAUACCUGUGGCCGUUUUGGCUUUUCAUCAGGAGCGUCUAUGAUUCCUUCAGAUACCAGGGACUGGCCUUCUCAGUAUUUUUUGUUUGUGUAGCAUUCACGUCAAAUAUAAUAUGUCUGCUGUUCAUCCCCAUACAAUGGCUUUUUUUUGCUGCUAGCACAUAUGUAUGGGUUCAGUACGUAUGGCACACAGAAAGGGGAGUGUGUUUGCCCACAGUGUCCCUCUGGAUACUCUUUGUUUAUAUUGAAGCAGCAAUUAGAUUUAAAGAUCUCAAAAAUUUUCAUGUAGACCUUUGUCGUCCAUUUGCUGCUCACUGUAUUGGGUACCCUGUGGUGACUUUGGGCUUUGGCUUCAAAAGUUAUGUAAGCUACAAAAUGCGAUUAAGGAAGCAGAAGGAAGUGCAAAAAGAGAACGAAUUUUACAUGCAGCUUCUUCAACAAGCUCUCCCCCCAGAGCAACAGAUGCUACAGAAGCAGGAAAAAGAGGCCGAGGAAGCAGCCAAAGGAUUGCCUGAUAUGGAUUCCUCGAUCCUUAUACACCACAACGGAGGUAUCCCAGCCAACAAAAAACUCUCCACAACUUUGCCAGAGAUAGAAUACCGAGAAAAAGGGAAAGAAAAGGACAAGGAUGCCAAAAAACACAACCUUGGAAUAAAUAACAACAAUAUUCUACAACCUGUAGACUCGAAAAUACAAGAAAUUGAGUAUAUGGAAAACCAUAUCAAUAGUAAAAGAUUGAAUAAUGAUCUUGUGGGAAGUACAGAAAAUCUCUUGAAAGAGGACUCAUGCACUGCUUCCUCAAAAAAUUACAAAAAUGCCAGCGGAGUUGUGAACUCAUCACCUCGCAGUCAUAGCGCCACAAAUGGGAGCAUUCCUUCCUCAUCUAGUAAAAACGAGAAGAAGCAAAAAUGCACGAGCAAGAGCCCAAGUACACACAAGGACUUAAUGGAAAACUGUAUUCCUAAUAACCAGCUAAGCAAACCAGAUGCACUGGUAAGGCUGGAACAAGACAUUAAAAAGUUAAAGGCUGACCUGCAGGCCAGCAGACAAGUGGAACAGGAGCUCCGCAGUCAGAUCAGCUCCCUGUCCAGCACCGAGCGGGGGAUCCGCUCCGAAAUGGGCCAGCUCCGGCAGGAGAACGAGCUGCUGCAGAACAAAUUACAUAACGCUGUGCAAAUGAAGCAAAAAGACAAACAAAAUAUCAGCCAGUUGGAGAAAAAGCUAAAAGCUGAGCAGGAAGCCCGAAGUUUUGUAGAAAAACAAUUAAUGGAGGAGAAAAAAAGGAAGAAGUUGGAAGAAGCUACUGCUGCCCGGGCCGUUGCAUUUGCUGCCGCGUCUAGGGGGGAGUGCACCGAAACCUUACGGAAUCGGAUCAGAGAAUUAGAAGCAGAGGGCAAGAAGCUCACGAUGGACAUGAAAGUGAAAGAAGACCAGAUCAGAGAACUAGAACUGAAAGUUCAGGAGCUUCGGAAGUAUAAGGAAAACGAGAAGGAUACUGAGGUGUUAAUGUCAGCCCUCUCGGCCAUGCAAGAUAAAACACAACACCUGGAGAACAGUCUGAGUGCAGAGACGAGAAUCAAGCUGGACCUGUUCUCUGCACUGGGGGACGCGAAGCGACAGCUCGAGAUCGCGCAAGGACAAAUUCUUCAGAAAGACCAGGAAAUCAAGGACCUUAAACAGAAGAUAGCCGAAGUCAUGGCCGUCAUGCCCAGCAUAACGUACAGUGCUGCCACCAGCCCCCUGAGCCCCGUUUCCCCCCACUACUCUUCCAAAUUUGUGGAGACCAGCCCCUCUGGACUCGAUCCCAAUGCCUCUGUUUACCAGCCCCUGAAGAAAUGAAGACCAGCUGUGGGUUUUGCCCAACCAUUUGGUUACCAGAAGGCGUCACAAAGGAGCAUCUCUGGCAGUCAAGAUAAAAAA
This is a messenger RNA of Enhydra lutris kenyoni (northern sea otter), 2163 nucleotides long. It is a transcript of the gene MACO1, whose product is annotated as transmembrane protein 57. The coding region runs from base 88 to 2082 and encodes 664 amino acids. The record is from RefSeq and is a predicted model, not a curated record. The transcript is spliced from 11 exons. Gene Ontology annotation, biological process: neuronal signal transduction. Gene Ontology annotation, cellular component: rough endoplasmic reticulum membrane. Lineage: Eukaryota; Metazoa; Chordata; Mammalia; Carnivora; Mustelidae.